AUGGCUUCUCCUUGGUCGAGGCGAGCCGUGUCCCGCCCCCCUCUUCCACUACCAUCCCCAUCCUCAUCUUCGCCUUCCUCGUCGUCGAUUCGCUCCAAGGUGGCUCAUCGACCAAGCAGCACCAGGACUGCAACCGCCACCACCACCGUCGUACCGCGACUCGACACACGCUCCUUGCUGUCCUCGUCGUCGUUGCCACCACCGCCACUCGCACUCCCACCGUCCGCACGCUCGAGCAACAACAUGGCACCUCGUUCCGCUGCCGCCGUCGGCACCGCCGCUACCCUGUCGCUGGGCGCAACGGCCAGCUUUGACAGUCUGAGCGCAGCGAGCGCCCGGGCCACCCUCGAGACCUACACGGGCCUGCCGGAUGCGAGGACGCGGGUGCGCUACGCCAAGACGGUCUUUGCGCGCCUCUACCUCCUCGCCAUCUCGCGCCCCUCGGACGGAUCCGUCGACGAGGGCAUCUCGUUCCUCCACGUCCUCGACUCCGAGUCGGCCUCGCAGCAGCCCCUCCCCGUCAUCGGGUCGUUCAAGAGUGGCCUUGUCGAUUUCCUCGUCGACGAGGUCCGCUCCUACAUCCAGCCGCUCACGACGCCCGAUGCCGAAGACGAGAACCGGCUGCCCGAGUCGUUCUACGCCGCCGCCAUGGCGACGGGGCUUCUCCUCGGCCGCCUCUUCGCCUCGACGCCCGCACCCCACGACACCUCCGAGAUGUCGCAGCGCAUCUGGGACUCGCUCGUCGAACCGGCCCUGAUCCGCGGCCUGUUUGUCGACGAGCAGGCCGCCUCGUCGGCGCCCGCCAACGUCGCCCUGCUGCCCGCCCUCGUCGCCUCGUCGGCCGCGUCGAUCCGAUCCUACCUCCUCCUCCGGACCAAGGGGAGGGGGAAGCAGUACGUGUGGUACGACGACGAGUGCAAGCAGCCCGAUGCCCAGUGGACGUGGGACGACGUCGUGGCGCAGCUCCAGCGCGGCUUCAACGCCCCCUUUGCGCCCAAGCACACCUACCCGGCCCACUGCAGCCAGUUCUGGCAGAAGGUCGCCUCCGACCUCGCCCAGACGACGGCCAAGGACGCAGACGCGCUCGCCGACGCAAAGACGCCCGACGUCGUCGCCCAGUUCGCCGCCGAGCCGUCGGUGCUGCAGUCCGAGUUCCCCGCCACCCUCAACAGCCAGGACCGCGCCAGGCAGCUGGCCACGCUGCUCCGCCACACGGCCGAGCGCGUCGAGGCCAAGUUUGGCGUCGGACAGGGGACGCCCAAGCCCAACACGUUCCUCUCGUUCCAGGGGCAGAGCUUCGACGACGACAAGGCCAAGCAGGCGCACGAGGCCGUGCAGAGGCUCGUCGAGUCGCUCCAGUUGUAG
Pseudozyma flocculosa PF-1 is the source of this 1365-nucleotide messenger RNA. RefSeq lists its product as uncharacterized. Lineage: Eukaryota; Fungi; Basidiomycota; Ustilaginomycetes; Ustilaginales; Ustilaginaceae. The record is from RefSeq and is a predicted model, not a curated record. The transcript has a single exon. The coding region runs from base 1 to 1365 and encodes 454 amino acids.